AUGUCAUCUGGACAAAGUACGAUAAAAGAUCGGCUUGGUAGUGAAGAAUGUAAAGAUCAUGUUAAAAAUUGCUCUCUAACAAUGAAAAUAAGGAGGCGAAAUUACAAUGACAGACUCAGUGAUUUACCUGAUUGUGUUUUAAUUCGCCUAUUGUCGACUUUGAACAUCAAAUACGCUGUUCAGACAUGCAUUCUCUCCAAAAGAUGGAAGAAUCUCUGGAAGCUUCUUCCCGUUCUUUCCAUGAGUUAUUUUUUCUUCGAGACUCUCUGUAGUUUUGAUAAAUUCGUGUCUAGCAUUUUGUCUCUACGCGAUGACAAAACCACACUGCAAGCUCUCCAUUUACACCGUAAGGGUCUUAUGAAUAGUUGCCUGCUCAAAAGGAUUAUAGAAUAUGCAUUUUUACACAAUGUCAAGACAUUGAGGAUGCGGAUGGAAUCCUUUCCACUUUGCUAUUUUUCUUCGCAUACUUUAACGUCUCUUAGUCUUGCGACGAUUGGUAGUAGCACAAUAUUUCCAAAUUCUCUUAAUCUUCCAGCAUUAACCAACUUGUCUUUACGGUAUUUUGUCUUUCGCAGCAGUGGUGACGACGGCUAUGUUGAGCCCUUUUCGGCAUUUAAAAGUUUGAAUACUUUGAUCCUAGAGUAUUGUGAAGUUUGUGAUGAAAAAAACCUCUCCAUAUCAAGUGUCACACUUGUUAAUUUAAUAAUAAAAAUGUCUACUCCGUAUUCUUGCAAAUUUGAGUUAUCUACCACAAAUCUUUGUAGAUUUGAUUUUAGGGGCAAUCCUAUGAAAUAUAUCAGCAAGCGAAAUAACAACCUCUCUUCUAUCAAACAUUUAUAUAUUGAUGUACAUAUCGGGUUAGAUGUAGAAAAUUGUCCUUUGGCAAUACUCAAUUGGCUGACUGAAUUUGCUCUUAUCGAAUCAUUGAUUGUCUCUUCAAAGAUUCUUGAGAUUCUCUCCUUAGUUCCUGAUUUAUGGAAUGUUGAUUUUCCUUACCUACGUAACUUGAAGUCAUUGAAAAUAAUAACAUUCGGACCUGCUUCAUCAAUACCUCAUGGAAUUGACGACUUCUUGCUUCAAAAUGCAAAGUCAGCAAAGAAAUCUAUAGUACAUUUGUUAAGGAACCUGAGUCAGAGUCUGAAACUUUGUCUUUGCCAUGGUUUCAAAGCUGUUUUGGUCUCUUGCCCUUCAUCAACAAAACUUUUAGUGGACAGUGGUUAUCCAAUUCCAAUGAGUCAACGGAAACUUGAUUCCGUUGAAGAGAAUCUUUCUCUAGCUCAUGGUUUGAGUUUGAGUUUGGCUAGAAAGCAUUUGAAAGCAAUUCAAGGAAGCCUUAUUGCCGAGGAUGAAGUAAGACCUAAUGCAGCCAAAGAAUUGCAGAAAAAACUGUGCGAGUUAAAAAAAAGGUGA
Messenger RNA from Vicia villosa (hairy vetch), 1410 nucleotides. Its product is annotated as F-box/LRR-repeat protein At3g26922-like. Bases 1 to 1410 code for a protein of 469 amino acids. The record is from RefSeq and is a predicted model, not a curated record. The transcript has 4 exons. Lineage: Eukaryota; Viridiplantae; Streptophyta; Magnoliopsida; Fabales; Fabaceae. Gene Ontology annotation, molecular function: protein binding.